Molecule: messenger RNA, 1804 nt
Organism: Asparagus officinalis (garden asparagus)
Lineage: Eukaryota; Viridiplantae; Streptophyta; Magnoliopsida; Asparagales; Asparagaceae
Product: V-type proton ATPase subunit a1-like
Exons: 4
Biological process (GO): vacuolar acidification; proton transmembrane transport
Cellular component (GO): vacuolar proton-transporting V-type ATPase complex; proton-transporting V-type ATPase, V0 domain
Molecular function (GO): ATPase binding; proton-transporting ATPase activity, rotational mechanism
Source: RefSeq, a predicted model, not a curated record
CUGCUCUCAUUGACAAACAGUAUCAAUUUGUCUUUUCAGAAACUCGAUAGCUUUAUGGAGAUGGCAUUUGGAGGGCGCUACGUAAUUCUUUUGAUGGCAUUAUUUUCAAUCUAUUGCGGAUUGAUAUAUAAUGAGUUCUUCUCUGUUCCAUUUCACAUUUUUGGUGAUUCUGCUUAUAAGUGUCGUGAUUCUACUUGCAGUGAUGCAUACACUGCUGGUCUUGUAAAGUAUCGAGAUCCAUACAAGUUUGGUGUGGACCCUAGCUGGCGAGGAAGUCGCUCUGAGCUCCCAUUUCUUAACUCCCUUAAAAUGAAGAUGUCUAUACUAUUUGGUCUAACUCAGAUGAACUUAGGGAUCAUAUUAAGUUAUUUUGAUGCCAAGUUUUAUGGGAACUCUCUUGAUAUACGGCAUCAGUUCAUACCUCAGAUGAUCUUCCUCAAUAGCUUGUUUGGCUAUCUUGCACUCUUAAUCAUCAUUAAGUGGUGCACAGGUUCUCAAGCUGAUUUAUAUCAUGUCAUGAUAUACAUGUUCCUGAGCCCUAUGGAUGAUCUUGGUGAAAACCAGCUAUUUUGGGGUCAGAAAUUUCUGCAGAUUGUCUUAUUGCUUCUAGCUGUCGUGGCGGUUCCGUGGAUGCUAUUUCCAAAACCUUUCAUCUUAAAAAAACUUCAUACAGAGGUAUAAUUUGGUUCUUUCAGUUAUUAUUUCACUUGACUGCAUUUUCUAACAUUUUGGGGGGCAACAUGCUUGUUUUCUUCAAUACUUUCUCUAAGACAAUGAGAUGUUAGGAAUUUUAUCUAGCAAGAUGGGACCAUGAUAUUGCUACAAUAUAAACAAACUACUAAACUUGAAUCAACCAUGAUCUGAGAUAACAAUCAAAAUCAAUAAUAAAGAUCCAGAAAACCGUCAUAAUACCCUGAAAUCAUCUUAAUGCAAAUUGCAGCUGGCACCACCUGUGAAUGAUGUUCACCUUGAGUUAAUGUCUACAUCUUGCCAGCAAGGAAACUGCAGAGAUCUUCUUAGGGAGAGAAAACUUACCUGCACAAAAAGCUUCAAAUAAUAGAAUUGAAUAUCAAAUUUACAUCUGACUUCACUUUAAAAAUCUAAUACUUCUCUUGGUCCAAGCAACUCACACUAAAAGUUCUAUUUUCUUCUUAGAAAUAGCAGUUCUAUGAAGGAAAAAGAGUGGUAUUACCAUAACCUUCUUGUAGCUGUCUAGCAUUAGUUUUUUUCGUUUCCACGCAAUCUCUUCAGUAAGUGAAUUAUAUACAUGAUCCAUAAGCAAAUAUCGAGAGAACUUAAUACAUUUUAAAGAUAAGAUAAUGAAAUAAGAUAUCUGGAACAUAGAUAAUGAGACUAAUAUUAUGUGAAAUAACAUGUUUUCUUGUAUUAGUAAAGUGGCUAAAGAUAUACUAGGAGAAUUUAAAGGUUGUAGAUUAGACGAUAAGGAGAGUUGGUGGUGGAAUGAGAGUGUGCAAAAAGUUAUUAGAUUGAAGAAAACUUUUAUAUAAAGAGUGGCAAAAGUGUAUGAGUAGAGAAAACUUAGAAAAAUGUAAACUAGUAAGGAAUGAAGCAAAAAGAGUGGUUAGUGAGAAUAAAUACAUGGUUUAUGAAAAUUUUUAUAAGAACUUAGAAUUUAAGGAGGGAGAAAAGAUAUAUAACCUUUCUAAGAUUAGAGACAGGAAGAGUAGGGAUUUUGGUAAUAUUAGGUAUAUUAAAAGUGAGGAUCAAAGAGUUCUAGUGACCGACGGGGAAAUAAAAGAGAGGUGGAGGGGUUACUUUUAUCAAUUGUUUAAUGAUAACCAAA